This is a messenger RNA of Trichoderma virens Gv29-8, 1092 nucleotides long. RefSeq lists its product as uncharacterized. Bases 1 to 1092 code for a protein of 363 amino acids. Lineage: Eukaryota; Fungi; Ascomycota; Sordariomycetes; Hypocreales; Hypocreaceae. The record is from RefSeq and is a predicted model, not a curated record. The transcript has 8 exons. Gene Ontology annotation, molecular function: metallopeptidase activity.
AUGAGGAAGCACUCCCUCCUCGGUUUCACCUGUUAUGGUGCUGCUGCUAUCCUGUCGUGUCUGCCAGGCACUUGGUCGGCGCCGGUCAACACAACCCAAGAUGAACUGGGCUUUUCGAUCUUUGAGAAGGCUCCUCGCAGCUCCCUGAUGAAACGCGCCAUCACCGUGGACGCUUUCUGCGGCCCAUAUUCCGGGGCGGUCAACUUGGCCUUGGGUGAUGCCCUGAACAUUAUCAACUAUGCCAUUCCUCGUUUGCAGGCGCUUUUGGCGAAUCUGAACUCGAAUCCUGUGCCGAGCAUCGUUGGGAUGAAUACCGCAGACAGGACCGUGUUUCAAACCUAUGAGGCAUUCUUUGGGCAGGCGUACUUUGGCACCGACACUGUGACGAAUAAAAAUAAGAACGCUGCUGCUAUUACGAGACUGAAUGGAAUUAUUAGAACUGCGCAGGCUAUCCAAAGCGCCCUGCAGAACCCCGGCGGUGUCAACGUCGAAAUCUACUGCGACGAUUCUUCUUUCCUCUGGACCACGGAUCAAUGGGGGUUUCCAGGAGCCGCUGGCACUCUGUUUGACAGUCGUUAUCUGUUCAGCGCUGGAAUUGGAGAGUGGGUGCAGCUUCAAUCUUGCAGUGCUUUGGCUGGUACAACCGCAUACACGUAUCGCCCCAACUCGCCUCCGUUUUUUGGAGAGGAUGUCAUUGUGCUUUGCGGAAACUACCUUCCCGGUUGGGCAGCGAGAUACACCGCUGGAAAUACCGUCGGAAACUAUCACAACGCCGCGCCGCUCAUCACCAACGUAUACCAGAUGGAUUAUCUCUGGGGGUAUCUGCCAGCGACGCUCAUCCACGAGUUUACGCAUUCAUCGAACAUCAUGAACACACAAAACGCACCAACCCUCGCGGAUCAAUGCUUGAUCAACAAGGAUUCGGCCUACCAAUGGCAGUGCAUCCGGCAGCUCGCUCAGGAGAAUGUGGAUAAGGCCGCCGCGAAUUCUGACACCUUCUCGCUCUUCGUGACAGCCAUCUACCUCAACCAAAAUGACUGGUCUACUGGAAUCGCGCAGAACUUGGGAUAUUUUCCCUUGUCACCAACCUAA